This is a messenger RNA of Patella vulgata (common limpet), 2752 nucleotides long. RefSeq names its product vitamin K epoxide reductase complex subunit 1. Gene Ontology annotation, molecular function: vitamin-K-epoxide reductase (warfarin-sensitive) activity. The transcript is spliced from 3 exons. NCBI's taxonomy places the organism in Eukaryota, Metazoa, Mollusca, Gastropoda, Patellidae. The record is from RefSeq and is a predicted model, not a curated record. Gene Ontology annotation, biological process: peptidyl-glutamic acid carboxylation; vitamin K metabolic process. Bases 39 to 566 code for a protein of 175 amino acids.
GUUGACCUGCUAACCGAGGCUUUCCUUCCGGUGUCAACAUGGCGAACAAGAAAAAGAAAUCUUUACCCAAUCCGGAUUCUAAAUUUCUACGUAUUAGCAUUUUAACAUUAUGUGCCUUAGGUAUGGGUUUAUCUGUUUAUGCUCUUCACGUAGAAAUCAGCAAAGAGAGAGACAGUUCUUAUACUGCAUUGUGCGACUACAAUGAAUUAAUCAGCUGCUCAAAAGUGUUUUCAUCGAGGUAUGGUCGAGGGUUUGGUUUGGUUGAUCGUGUUUUGGGGAAUGAUAGUGUCAUCAAUCAACCUAACAGUGUAUUUGGAAUGGCUUAUUUCACUUUCCAAACAGCCUUAGCUUUUAACCCCAGUUAUGUGGGUUGUGUGGUUCAGCUGUUUGCAUCUGUAAUAGCCAAUAUUGGAUCAGUUUAUCUGGCCUUCAUAUUGUAUUAUGUAUUAGAAGAUUUCUGUAUUGUUUGUGUCUCAACUUAUGUGGUUAAUAUUCUAGUCUUUUCCUGCGCUAUUAUAAAAUAUAAACGUGCUCUAGCAGUAGAACUUCAUCAGAAGAAAAGAUAACGCUACAAACCACAAAAUUAUUGAGUAUUAAAUAGCUAUACAUGGAAUAGCAACACUUAUCAUAUUCGAUGUAAUAAUUGCCUUGGUUCUUCAAAAAGAGGGUGCUAUAUUUAGGUAAAAUCAAUCAGUAACAGUAUAGAGGUACAUAGCUAGUUUAUUUUACAAAUUACUGUUAUCUUACACUGAUGUUAGGUGAGCUAAAAAUGUUCACAGAAUUAUUUAUAAGCAUAGGCACUUAUUACUUCAUUUCUUCGAAGACUGGUAUCUGGGUGCUUAUCAUUUCUUAGAGUAGUGGUAACAAUACAUUAUUAGUUCAUUUACACAUAUAGGUAAGAUAACUAAUUCCGAAAUACAACUAACAAGCCUGGAAAUAAGGCACCAAUCACUGAUAAUGUCAUGCACAAAACCUCUGGUGCCUGUCAUAUUGUCUGACACCGUUAAUUCCACUUUUACUAAUGUUGUAAUAGUUAAAUAAGCAGAUGAUAAUACUUGUAACAAUAUUAACCAGGCUGUUAUUAUGUCGAAUAAAUCAUAGUAUAGUAGAAAUUAUUAAUAAUCUAUACUAAACAUUGUGAAUUUUUUUUAUCAUUUUACAUUUUUUUAAGAAUUUACUGUACCUUAAUGCACACUGAAUAUUUUAUAUUAAAUUGUCUAAGGGCCUUUCUAUGUCAACAAGCAAGCCUGGAUAUAAGUACAAAUUAUCACUAAACGUAUAUAUACAUGUAUUUAUACAAGCCUGGACAUAAGGCACCUGAUCACAGACAUUGUCAGAUGCAAAUUAUCACACUGCAACCUAUUAUAAUAAAAACUUUAUGUGAUAAUUUGUGUCUGAUAAUGUCUGUGACGUUUUUAUUAUACUAUAUAGGUUGAGUGAUAGUUUGUGUUUGACUCUGUCUGUGACAAGUGGAUUAUGUCCAGGCUUGAUAGCAAGACAGAACAUGUAUAGGUAGAAAGAUAUACGACAUCGUCUUUUGACAUCAUCCUAUAACCAUUGAAAACACAAUUCAAUCUAGUAUUAUAGUAGUUGUGCCUUUUGCUGAUUAGAAAUGUCUUGGAUUUAGUCAAUUUUGUGUUUCCAUGGAAAUAAAUUGAACUAGGUUUAUUGUUUACAGAGGUGCAAGAUUUUGACGACAGGAUCAACUUGGUAUUUAUUUUUUUUUUUUUUUUAAAUUUUAUUCCUACUGGUAGAGAGGUCUGCCCAAGAUACAUUAAACCAAAAGAGUUGAUUAUGGUCCUGGCAAGUUAAUAAAUGGCUAUUAAUUUAAGGCUUAAAGAAAACCCUGCAAUAUGCAGAUUUAGCUCUUGCAUAAUGCAUCUUCAAUGUGCUUAUAAGUGGUGCAAAAUAUCACAGAACUAGUUACCAAUUUAAAAAUCAAGGCAGCUUGUCAGUUUGUAAUGACUUUGAUGUGCAUUCCAACGAACAUUUGGGUCACACUGUUGUACAUGUAGAAUACAGAAAGGAGAAAUAUGAGAUUCCUGUAUCUCUCUAAUAAAUUUCAAGAAUUUUGCCUUAUAUUGUAUAUAAUACCUUUUCUAGAUUUCUGUGAAAACAUUUAAAGUGCAAUUUAUAUAUUAGAACUAAAGUUCCAGAAAUCUGUAAAUUAGUAAAUAUCAUUGGGACAUAUUGAUCAUUUUUAUUGUGAAAUGCAGGAAUAAUUUUUAUUUCAAAUGGAUGAUUUUACGGAUUUGUUAUUAAAAGGGACUAUAAGCAAAGAAAGUUCGAAUACACUGUAAACAACAUAUGACCCAAAAGAAUUGUCAGUGAAAUAUUAAUAUUUUAUUAUAAUCAUAGUAGUUAAAUUUUAUUGUUAGUUGUUUGUGAUGUGCUAUAAUUUGUUAAAUUUAAUCUUUGAAUAUUUAUGCACCAGGCACCUGAGGUAUGAUUAACAUUAGUUGUUUUAAUAACAGUGUCUGAUAUUAGUAGGUGAGAGGCUAGUCCAUCAGACAGUUACUAAAGUAACUAGAUUAACAAGACUAACAUCAUCCUCGAUAUCCACAGUGGUAUUGUUCUAUUUGAGUAUAGUGAGGAUGGAUUGAUAUAAACAGGGGUUAAAUUUGCUCGAAAUGUGUGAAUAUUCAAAGAUAGAUAAAUAAUUAUAUCUGUGUAGGGGAAUAAACCAUUUGUUGUGUAUACAUGUUUGUUGUGUGUAUCGAAUAUUUGUGGACAAAUAAAUUUGUUAAGUUGA